Messenger RNA from Manihot esculenta (cassava), 2300 nucleotides. RefSeq names its product protein REVEILLE 1. The transcript is spliced from 7 exons. NCBI's taxonomy places the organism in Eukaryota, Viridiplantae, Streptophyta, Magnoliopsida, Malpighiales, Euphorbiaceae. The record is from RefSeq and is a predicted model, not a curated record. Bases 443 to 1933 code for a protein of 496 amino acids. Gene Ontology annotation, molecular function: DNA binding.
CUUGUUUCUCAUUACUCCCUUUCUUGUCUAUUCUUCUUCUUCUCUCUGUUUCUCUUCCUGUGCUCCCAGUUUCUCUCUUCUCUUUUCUCAGCUUCACUACCUUUCUUCUUCUUCUUCUUCUCUUGCUGCUGCUGCUUUGUCUGUUUGAGUUCUUCAGGAGCGGAAGCGGUUUUCUAGCGAGAAUUGCACAGGGAGUUGGAGGAUUACGGGUGUAUCAGAGGGUCUUGUGUACUGUAGCGAACUCUAUUGAUUAGGAGAAAAAACAACUGAAGAAAGAGGAAUUUUGCUGCUGUGUGUUGGUUAUGGGAAGCUUGAAAAUUUUGUGCGACUGUUUUGUUGAGUUAUGGUUGUGAGGAAGAUACAGAGGAAGCUUUGCUAUCAUUUGGAGUUCUGAAAGGGAUCAGCCAAGGAAAAUUUUGGCUGUUCGAGAAGGAGAUCUUGCAUGGUGGGAGGAUUGGUGGUCUCUGCUGCUAUGGCUGUUCAGGAUCAGUAUGGAGGCACUCCUCCAAGUACUGCGCAUCCAGCAGGCAAUGGAAUUUCAGUGAAUGCUGGCUUGCAUGCUAUAAUGGGUUCCCAAGUUAGGGAGCAGUUUACUAGUGGGAAUGACUAUGCUCCGAAGGUGAGGAAACCCUACACAAUCACGAAACAAAGAGAAAGAUGGACAGAAGACGAGCAUAAGAAAUUUCUUGAAGCCUUAAAACUUUAUGGUCGAGCUUGGAGACGGAUUGAAGAGCAUGUAGGCACCAAGACUGCAGUUCAGAUUAGAAGCCAUGCUCAGAAGUUCUUCUCUAAGGUUGUGAGAGAGGCAAGUGGCAACACCACAAGUUCAGUAGAACCUAUUGAAAUCCCCCCUCCUCGACCAAAGCGAAAACCUAUGCAUCCUUACCCCCGAAAACUGGUGCAUCCACUUAAUAAGGAACCCUCAAUUCCAGAGCAGCCACUACGUUCUUCAUCUCCAAACUUCUCAAUAUCUGAACAAGAAAAUCAAUCUCCAACAUCAGUAUUAUCUGCUUUUGGUUCUGAUGCUCUUGGUUCAAUUGAUUCAAAUUCGCCAAACAGGAGCUUAUCCCCAGUUUCAUGUGCUGGUGGUUCUCAUCCUGCCGACUUCACUAUUUGCGAACCCAACUUGGGAACUGAAGAUCACGGAUCACCAGUCACAAUAACUGCUGCUGCUCUUAAUGAGCAAUUUCCCCAGGCCCAGAAACUUGACUUAUUUCCCAGAGAAGAAGACGUCUUUUACGAAGAGGGUUUAGUGGAGGAAACAUCCACUCGGAGCCUCAAGCUCUUCGGAAGGACUGUACUAGUCACUGAAUGCCAGAGUUACAGACCAUCUUCUCCAACUAUGGAGAAUUCUAAAGUACUGCCAUUAUUAGACACGAAUGAAGGAAAACCUAUAUUGCCAUGGAACUUUAUGGCCACAGAAUUGCCACAUGAGAAUAGGGAAUGCACUUUGAGUCCUUUGUCACAUGGGCCUGCUGGAACACUUUAUUGCCUGCAAUUCCAAAAGGACAACUCCAAUUCACUAGAAGCUACCCCUUCCUUGCCAUUGUUGGCUUUUUGUGGAGGUAUGCCUUUUCCUUUGGUACCCUUUCACAAGCAGGAUCCUGUGAAAGUACAUUUGGACUCUAAUGGUGAAGAAAGACGAGGAAAAUAUAUUUACAAGGAAGGAUCUGGUUCUAACUCUGGAUCAGUCAAUGAUGGGGGAAGUUUAGAUAAAAACAUAGAUGGUGAGACUCAAAGUCGACAACAUUGUUAUGGGGAAAAAGAACUAUACCCGAUCCCAGAGCUGAAACUAAGUGAUAAAUCAGCUUCUACAAAUAGGUGUAUGAAAGGAUUUGUGCCAUAUAGAAAACGAACGGCAGAGAGAGGCAGUCAAUCUUCAACAAUAACAGUUGAGGAGAGGGAAGAGCAAAGAAUUCGCCUUUGCUUAUAGCAGCUCGGAUAACCCCAGACUUCCCUAAAUAAGAACAGAAGUGUGUCUAGCUAAUUGGAACUCUGCGAACAUUGUUAGUUGAUGGACUUUGGCCAUUUCAACUCAAUAUGAGAGAAGGAAAAAUGGAGCUUAAAAGUAGCUGCCUUCUACAACUCUGCUAAUUCUUGAUCUAGAUAUUUAGCAUUUUACUACUUAUAUUUCCCUUGUUUUUUCUUUUUUUCCUUUAUUGGAAUUCUUUUGCUUCUUUGAACUGUGCAUCCCUAGGAGUUUUGUUCUGUCCUUUGUACAAUAUCUAAUCGUGGUUGUUGUAAUUUUAUGUGCUAUUAGCAAGGCAAAUAAGGCUGCCCUGAAAUCUCUUAUGUUGCAA